AUGAGACUCGUUAUUUUUCUUCUUUAUUGGACAUUUUAUAGCUCUGAAAUUUUCAUCAUUAACGCUGAAACUGAUCUUUCCUUGCUAACAACAAAUCAAAUUCAAACAUGGCUUAGAGCAGUUUCUCAAAUAAACAGUUCAACUCAAGAGCCACAUAUUAACAUUAUUCGCGGAGGUGAUGAGGUCGACAUUCCUUUAUACCGAUACGGAAAUCAUGUAAUUCCUCAAAAUCGUUAUUUAUUCAAACAAAAUAUAAACAAGCGUGUUGACUGUUAUUUGUAUGAGAAUGAAUUUAAUUCAUUGACCUCAUUCGAUUUCUAUGAUACAUGUCAUGGAACAUUAUCGUUAAAACAAGCACGAAGAGAACUAGCAGGUAUAUAUGUAUAUGCAGGGAACGAAACAAGUCUUGGUUUGGGAAUAAUUCAUGUUGAAACAACAAAUUCAUUUCAAUGGUUUAAUGGUACAAACUUUUAUUCAUUUGAUAAUCAAACAAAUUUAAAACAUGGUACACAACUUGUACUUGGCUUUGAAACAAUGCUCUAUUAUAAUGCAAAUAGUGAUUUAACAAGAUAUAAUACAAAAAUCAAUGAUAUUAUUCAACAAGCAAAUAUAUCUAUUGAAAAUCAUACCAGCAAUAAUCUUGAAAUGUUCAUGUCAAUGGAAGAUCUAUCUUGUCAGCGACAUCAACGAAUUAUUCAUGAAGAUUUACGUUCACUUAUUUUUGCUUGUACCAUUAAAGUUACAUUUAAAUGUUCACUUCAAGUCGGUUCGACUUGUUGGAUUGAAAAUAAGCAUAUAUCAAACAUACGUUUAAAUAUUAAUUCGUUUACUUUUAUCACCGAUCGAAAACUAUCUAUGCGAAUUGACGCUUAG
Rotaria socialis is the source of this 873-nucleotide messenger RNA. Lineage: Eukaryota; Metazoa; Rotifera; Eurotatoria; Philodinida; Philodinidae. The record is from the annotation of a GenBank genome assembly.